AUGAGAGAAAAGGUUGAAACUGCGGAGGGUCGAGAGCUUGAAGCAGUAUUCGCAUAUAAAGUCUCUGAGCAGCAUGCGAAGAAUGCCGAAGACGCCCUUCGUGAAACGAAACAGGAACUAGGACCGAUGCAAGCUCAGCUCUUAUUGCUCAACGCAGCAGCUCAGACAAGAGUGGAUAAAGAUAAAGAGACAAAAAUGGUCGUACGAAGCAGCAACUCAUUGUUCAAUCUCGUCAAGACGAGCUUGUUGCAGAGAUAA
Molecule: messenger RNA, 258 nt
Organism: Chondrus crispus (carragheen)
Lineage: Eukaryota; Rhodophyta; Florideophyceae; Gigartinales; Gigartinaceae
Exons: 2
Coding region: 1-258 (85 amino acids)
Source: RefSeq, a predicted model, not a curated record